Molecule: messenger RNA, 1506 nt
Organism: Apodemus sylvaticus (European woodmouse)
Lineage: Eukaryota; Metazoa; Chordata; Mammalia; Rodentia; Muridae
Gene: Kcnj3
Product: potassium inwardly rectifying channel subfamily J member 3
Exons: 3
Coding region: 1-1506 (501 amino acids)
Biological process (GO): potassium ion import across plasma membrane; regulation of monoatomic ion transmembrane transport
Cellular component (GO): plasma membrane
Molecular function (GO): G-protein activated inward rectifier potassium channel activity
Source: RefSeq, a predicted model, not a curated record
AUGUCUGCACUCCGAAGGAAAUUUGGGGACGAUUACCAGGUAGUGACCACUUCUUCGAGCGGUUCGGGCUUGCAGCCCCAGGGACCAGGACAGGGCCCUCAGCAGCAGCUUGUACCCAAGAAGAAACGGCAGCGGUUCGUGGACAAGAACGGCCGGUGCAAUGUGCAGCACGGCAACCUGGGCAGCGAGACCAGUCGCUACCUCUCGGACCUCUUCACUACCCUGGUGGAUCUCAAGUGGCGUUGGAACCUCUUUAUCUUCAUCCUCACCUACACCGUGGCCUGGCUCUUCAUGGCGUCCAUGUGGUGGGUGAUCGCUUAUACCAGGGGUGACCUGAACAAAGCCCACGUAGGCAACUACACUCCCUGUGUGGCCAAUGUCUAUAACUUCCCCUCUGCCUUCCUCUUCUUCAUCGAGACCGAGGCCACCAUCGGCUAUGGGUACCGCUACAUCACCGACAAGUGCCCCGAGGGCAUCAUCCUCUUCCUCUUCCAAUCCAUCCUUGGCUCCAUCGUGGACGCUUUCCUCAUCGGUUGCAUGUUCAUCAAGAUGUCCCAGCCCAAAAAGCGCGCCGAGACCCUCAUGUUUAGUGAGCAUGCGGUUAUCUCCAUGAGGGACGGAAAACUCACUCUCAUGUUCCGGGUGGGCAACCUGCGCAAUAGCCACAUGGUCUCGGCGCAGAUCCGCUGCAAGCUGCUCAAAUCUCGGCAGACACCUGAGGGUGAGUUCCUUCCCCUUGACCAACUUGAACUGGAUGUAGGUUUUAGUACAGGGGCAGAUCAACUUUUUCUUGUGUCCCCUCUCACAAUUUGCCACGUGAUCGAUGCCAAAAGCCCCUUUUAUGACCUAUCCCAGCGAAGCAUGCAAACUGAACAGUUCGAGGUUGUCGUCAUCCUGGAAGGCAUCGUGGAAACGACAGGGAUGACUUGUCAAGCUCGAACAUCAUACACAGAGGACGAAGUUCUUUGGGGUCAUCGUUUUUUCCCUGUAAUUUCUUUAGAAGAAGGAUUCUUUAAAGUCGAUUACUCCCAGUUCCAUGCAACCUUUGAAGUCCCCACCCCUCCAUACAGUGUGAAAGAGCAGGAGGAAAUGCUUCUCAUGUCCUCCCCUUUAAUAGCACCAGCCAUAACCAACAGCAAAGAAAGACACAAUUCUGUGGAGUGUUUAGAUGGACUAGAUGACAUUAGCACAAAACUUCCAUCGAAGCUACAGAAAAUUACUGGGAGAGAAGACUUUCCUAAAAAACUCCUGAGGAUGAGUUCCACAACUUCAGAAAAAGCCUAUAGUUUGGGUGAUUUGCCCAUGAAACUUCAACGAAUAAGUUCAGUUCCUGGCAACUCUGAAGAAAAACUGGUAUCAAAAACCACCAAGAUGUUAUCGGAUCCCAUGAGCCAGUCUGUGGCCGAUUUGCCACCAAAGCUUCAAAAGAUGGCUGGAGGACCUACCAGGAUGGAAGGGAAUCUUCCAGCCAAACUAAGAAAAAUGAACUCUGACCGUUUCACAUAG